UCCUUUUUCCCAGCUCAGCCUUCGUGAAGUUUGGAAUCUGAAAUCCUCCCGCCAAAAAGAGAGGGAAAAUGAAGGACUAUCAUACUCCGUUAAAGGAAGAUCUCUCCAAUCGAAAAUCCAAGGAAGCUCGAUUGAAGAAGCCUCAAAAGAUCACAAAGAAAAGCUUGAAUGGCGUGUUUGCCUCCGUUUCUGAAGAUGUUUUGCUCGAAAACGUAAACGAAUCCAGUGAUUUCUCUGCGAUUUCAGAGAUCUCAGACGCUAGUUCUACUAGCCAAAUGACACAAAGUUCUGUGCCGGCAUUUAAUCCAAUUCUUUCAGCUUCAUUAGAAGCAUUGCCUCUCUCUGAUCUAACUCCUACUUCAAAGAUUUUCACCUCCUCUGAUGAGCCAGGCGAUGUGUCUAUGGAGCUUUACCGAUUCCACAAACCAAAAGAUUCUGUGGAGGAGGAUAUUGUGGCCAAUCUCCUCAAACAAGCUCGAAUGCGGGGCUUGAACUCGGCCAAUGCGGAUCAGCAGUCGAAGAGGCUUCUAGAUGCAUUAGUUAAGGUUGUGGUUGAUGAGUGCUAUACUUUGCAUGAACAAACAGAUUGGUACUUUGAACUCGUUUCGACCAGAGGUUAUGUCGUGUUUCUUUGUUUCUUGCUUUGGAGCUUUGUAGUGUCUGUGGUAUUCUUCUUUGGUUUGGGAGUAGACUCUUACAGUGGACCUUCGCCAACUUGAAGCAGUGCAAGGAAGAGCUUGCUGAAGUUGGUGGCGAGUCCAUCGCUUAUUGCCCCUGACUGAUCUGAUGAUUCCAGCUCUCAGUAAUUUUCAUGAUUGAUAUUGUUUAUUAUCCGGAAACAACUUUGUGUUCCCAGAUACCAAAAAAUAGGAGCAUUUUUUAUAUCCAUAAAUGAACGAAGCUCCACUCUCUAGUUUUUUUGAUCCAUUAGUAUGGAUCAACAAAGAAUUUAUGAUUUAUUGAGGAUAUAAGAUUAGUCUAUAAUUAUGUCGUUAUAUUUUUGUUAAUGUUCAAAAUAUAAAUUAAUCACACCAAGGGAAUUUUUUUUCCCUCU
This is a messenger RNA of Manihot esculenta (cassava), 1054 nucleotides long. Its product is annotated as protein SINE3. The coding region runs from base 69 to 719 and encodes 216 amino acids. The transcript is spliced from 4 exons. NCBI's taxonomy places the organism in Eukaryota, Viridiplantae, Streptophyta, Magnoliopsida, Malpighiales, Euphorbiaceae. The record is from RefSeq and is a predicted model, not a curated record.